Molecule: messenger RNA, 4112 nt
Organism: Perognathus longimembris pacificus (Pacific pocket mouse)
Lineage: Eukaryota; Metazoa; Chordata; Mammalia; Rodentia; Heteromyidae
Gene: Lrrc8a
Product: leucine rich repeat containing 8 VRAC subunit A
Exons: 4
Coding region: 191-2608 (805 amino acids)
Molecular function (GO): protein binding
Source: RefSeq, a predicted model, not a curated record
GCGGCGGCAGCGGCGAGACGGGGCGGCCGGGGGCUGGGGCUGCCUGCCGGGCGGCCGUGCGCGGCGAGCCCAGGGUGGUGGCAGCGUCCAUGGAGCAAAAGGAAUGCCGGGACCGUGGGCACACCGACGGGGACCAGCCUCAGCACCCACAGCCAACACACAGAUAGCAGAGCCGCCUCGGGGUUGAACCAUGAUUCCGGUGACAGAGCUCCGCUACUUUGCGGACACACAGCCCGCGUACCGGAUCCUGAAGCCGUGGUGGGACGUGUUCACCGACUACAUCUCCAUCGUCAUGCUCAUGAUCGCCGUCUUUGGCGGGACGUUGCAGGUCACCCAGGACAAGAUGAUCUGCCUGCCUUGUAAGUGGGUCACCAGGGACUCGUGCAACGACUCGUUCCGGGGCCCGGAGCCCACCUUCCCCAACUCCACAGUCCCGCCAAGUCCUGACGCAGGCCCCACGGGCAUCAAGUACGACCUGGACCGCCACCAGUACAACUACGUGGACGCCGUGUGCUACGAGAACCGCCUGCACUGGUUUGCCAAGUACUUCCCCUACCUCGUGCUGCUGCACACGCUCAUCUUUCUGGCCUGUAGCAACUUCUGGUUCAAGUUCCCACGCACCAGCUCGAAGCUGGAGCACUUCGUGUCCAUCCUGCUCAAGUGCUUCGAUUCUCCUUGGACCACGAGGGCCCUGUCCGAGACGGUGGUGGAGGAGAGCGACCCCAAGCCGGCCUUCAGCAAGAUGAACGGCUCCAUGGACAAGAAGUCGUCGACCGUGAGCGAGGACGUGGAGGCCACCGUGCCGAUGCUGCAGCGCACCAAGUCGCGGAUCGAGCAGGGCAUCGUAGACCGCUCCGAGACGGGCGUGCUGGACAAGAAGGAGGGGGAGCAGGCCAAGGCCCUGUUUGAGAAGGUGAAGAAGUUCCGGACCCACGUGGAGGAGGGCGACAUCGUGUACCGCCUGUACAUGCGGCAGACCAUCAUCAAGGUGAUCAAGUUCAUCCUCAUCAUCUGCUACACCGUCUACUACGUGCACAACAUCAAGUUCGACGUGGACUGCACCGUGGACAUCGAGAGCCUGACGGGCUACCGCACCUACCGCUGCGCCCACCCUCUGGCCACGCUCUUCAAGAUCCUGGCGUCCUUCUACAUCAGCCUGGUCAUCUUCUACGGCCUCAUCUGCAUGUACACGCUCUGGUGGAUGCUGCGCCGCUCGCUCAAGAAGUACUCGUUCGAGUCGAUCCGCGAGGAGAGCAGCUACAGCGACAUCCCCGACGUGAAGAACGACUUCGCCUUCAUGCUGCACCUCAUCGACCAGUACGACCCGCUCUACUCCAAGCGCUUCGCCGUCUUCCUGUCGGAGGUGAGCGAGAACAAGCUGCGGCAGCUGAACCUCAACAACGAGUGGACGCUGGACAAGCUGCGCCAGCGGCUCACCAAGAACGCGCAGGACAAGCUGGAGCUGCACCUGUUCAUGCUCAGCGGCAUCCCCGACACCGUGUUCGACCUGGUGGAGCUGGAGGUCCUGAAGCUGGAGCUCAUCCCCGACGUGACCAUCCCCCCCAGCAUCGCCCAGCUCACGGGCCUCAAGGAGCUGUGGCUCUACCACACGGCCGCCAAGAUCGAGGCUCCGGCCCUGGCCUUCCUGCGGGAGAACCUGCGGGCGCUGCACAUCAAGUUCACCGACAUCAAGGAGAUCCCGCUGUGGAUCUACAGCCUGAAGACGCUGGAGGAGCUGCACCUGACGGGCAACCUGAGCGCCGAGAACAACCGCUACAUCGUCAUCGACGGGCUGCGGGAGCUCAAGCGCCUCAAGGUGCUGCGGCUCAAGAGCAACCUGAGCAAGCUGCCCCAGGUGGUCACCGACGUGGGCGUGCACCUGCAGAAGCUGUCCAUCAACAACGAGGGCACCAAGCUCAUCGUCCUCAACAGCCUCAAGAAGAUGGUGAACCUGACCGAGCUGGAGCUGAUCCGCUGCGACCUGGAGCGCAUACCCCACUCCAUCUUCAGCCUGCACAACCUGCAGGAGAUUGACCUCAAGGACAACAACCUGAAGACCAUCGAGGAGAUCAUCAGCUUCCAGCACCUGCACCGCCUCACCUGCCUUAAGCUGUGGUACAACCACAUCGCCUACAUCCCCAUCCAGAUCGGCAACCUCACCAACCUGGAGCGCCUCUACCUAAACCGCAACAAGAUCGAGAAGAUCCCCACCCAGCUCUUCUACUGCCGCAAGCUGCGCUACCUAGACCUCAGCCACAACAACCUGACCUUCCUCCCCGCUGACAUCGGCCUCCUCCAGAACCUCCAGAACCUGGCUCUCACGGCCAAUCGGAUCGAGACGCUCCCUCCCGAGCUCUUCCAGUGCCGGAAGCUGCGGGCCCUGCACCUGGGCAACAACGUGCUUCAGUCCCUGCCCUCGAGGGUGGGCGAGCUGACCAACCUGACCCAGAUCGAGCUGCGGGGCAACCGGCUGGAGUGCCUGCCGGUGGAGCUGGGCGAGUGCCCGCUGCUCAAGCGCAGCGGCCUGGUGGUGGAGGAGGACUUGUUCAACACGCUGCCGCCCGAGGUGAAGGAGCGGCUCUGGAGGGCCGACAAGGAGCAGGCCUGAGCGGGCCCCGCCAGCCACCCACCCUGGCCGGCGGCCAGGCCCUUCCACGACUCCCCGGACGGCGGCCCAGGUCCGGCAGGCAGAGCCGGGGGCCGGGCAGGAGCCGGGCCCGGCGAGAAGGCAGUGUCUGCGGGGCUGGCCCCUUCCGCCCCGCGGGGCGGGCGCCCGACUCGGGGCGCCUCGCGUGGACAAUCAGGGUCUCCACCCUGGGGCACCUCUGUCUGGGAUCAGAGGCCACGCCAGCCCCAGCGGCCCAGGGACAAGGACUUCGCUCUUGGUAUUUAUUUCCCUCCACUUCCCUCCUCUCCCUCGCAGAUGACACACAUUCCCAAGAAAACUCAGCUCACUCUCCAGGCGGGCCAGCGUGUCCCCCCUCUUCCUUACGGGGUGAUGCUCACAGAAGUGGGUGCCCACCCAUGCUUGGGUGAGUGACCCAGGGCGAGCCAGCUGCAAGACAAGUCUCCCCAGGGGCCCCCAGCCGGGCUCCGGCGGCAGAGCCCAGAGGCUGGGCCCCGGGUCCUGCUCCAUCCGUUUUUGUGACAGUUUUAGAUUUUUAAUUAAAAAAAAAGAAGUUUUUGGGUUUUUUUUUUUUAAGCUUUGAGAAUGGAUGGUUUGGGUAGUAAAAAGAAAAAGAAAAAAAAGACACUAAAGGCCAGUGAGCUGGAGUCUCAGGGCGGGGGCAGCUUCCUUUCAGCUCAGCAUUGAAUCGGACUUCCUGUCCCGGGCCAGGGUGCAGACUGUCUUCCCAACCCGCCGUGACCUUGGUCCCCGAGUUCUGUUUGUUCCUCUUCUCUCCGGGGAUGGGAACUUUAUUUAAUUGUUUUUUCGUUUUUAGGUUUUUUUUUUGGGGGGGUGUCUUUUCUCUCUCCUCCGUGGGUCUUGGCAGGCACUCAUUAUUGUGGCUGUUGGCCUGAGGGAAUGUUCUGGAGCUGCCAAGAAGGGAGGAGAUGGGUUGGUUUGCAGAAGGAAUGGUGCUCCAUCCUCCCCUCACUCCUCCCCCUCCUUUACAGCCCUCCCCCCCCCCACCCCCCCAGUGUUAAGGAGCCCUGGGGAGCCGCUUUGCCCAGACUCUGUUUCCCCACCGCUGGCCUGGCCUCCGCUGCUUACACCAGCCCUCCCACCACCGGCGGUCCACGAGGAGCAGAGCGUUAGAGGCGCUUGACCCUGGGAGGUCACUGCCAGGAGGGUAGGCCCCUCCUUGUUUUGGGUUCCAAGCCAGUUUCCUUCCUGGGUACCCGGUUUGCACACAGGAAGCUACCCUGCUUUAGAUCAAUCACUCGGGUCCCUGCUUUAGAAGGCCCCCCCCCCGCCUUAGAUCAAUCACGUGGACACUAAGGCACAUCAUCUUGUUUUAAUAAUUAUGUCUGUCCGUCUGUCCAUUUGUGUUUCCUGCGUCGUAUCAUCAGAUGUAAUCCUCAGCAAUGAUGCAACCAUGAAGCAAUCCGUUACACAAGGGUCUGAACUUGUAGACUCGGUUCAAAUAUCAAAUAAAUCUAUAACACCA